UCCCCCUUUCCCCUCCCGCUGGUUCCUGGCGCAGCCAGAUGCUGCGCAGCGAUCACCGAUUCCCCAUCACCAAUUCGACUGGCGUCCCCGAGGCCACGGGCUCCCGUAGGCUCCCCGUGGCCCCGAGUUAUAGUCGGGACCCCUCGGUCGCGGGUGAUUGUCGGGUCUCCACGGGCCCGGGUCGCUGGGGCGGAUCAGGCCUCCGCGCCUUCUCAGGGCGCCCCGCAAGGCCGCAGGCAAGAUGAACAUUCUGGCGCCGGUGCGGAGGGACCGCGUCCUGACGGAGCUGCCCCAGUGCCUGAGGAAGGAGGCCGCUUUGCACGUGCACAAAGGCUUCCACCCCCGCGUCACCUGCGCCUGCCAGGAGCACCGGACAGGCACCGUGGGCAGAUUUAAGAUCUCCAAGGUCAUUGUGGUGGGGGACCUGUCAGUGGGGAAGACUUGUCUCAUUAAUAGGUUCUGCAAAGACACCUUUGAUAAGAACUACAAGGCCACCAUCGGAGUGGACUUUGAGAUGGAACGAUUUGAGGUGUUGGGCGUCCCCUUCAGUCUGCAGCUCUGGGACACCGCUGGACAGGAGAGGUUCAAAUGCAUUGCAUCGACCUACUACCGAGGAGCUCAAGCCAUCAUCAUCGUUUUCAACCUGAAUGAUGUGGCCUCCCUGGAACAUACCAAGCAGUGGCUAGCUGAUGCACUCAAGGAGAAUGACCCUUCCGGUGUGCUUCUUUUCCUCGUGGGUUCCAAGAAGGACCUGAGUACUCCUGCUCAGUAUAUGCUAAUGGAGAAAGAUGCACUCAAGGUGGCUCAAGAGAUGAAGGCCGAGUACUGGGCAGUCUCAUCUCUCACUGGUGAAAAUGUCCGGGAAUUCUUCUUUCGUGUGACGGCACUGACCUUUGAGGCCAACGUGCUGGCUGAGCUGGAGAAAUCGGGGUCCCGGCGUAUUGGGGAUGUUGUCCGCAUCAACAGUGAUGACAGCAACCUCUACCUAACUGCCAGCAAGAAGAAGCCCAUGUGUUGCCCAUGACGGGUGAGGGUACUGUUCAGAAACUGCCCAGCCCUGGGGCAGUGUGCCACCUUUACUCCCCCAGAGCCCAACCCCUGGACAUUUGCACUGACUGUUUUUCCAGACCAAAGAGCUGCCCCUUGGUGGCAGUAUCCCCAGAGGUGUAGCUGGGACCAUGCUAGUCACUUCCUGCUCCCGUGCCAAAAACUGGAUGCCCCUCUCCUCCAGGGCUCUCCAGGUUGCCCAGUGGUAGGGAGGUGGGUGGGCCCUGCUCCUCUUACUCAGCCUGCUGGGCCCUCUGGGUUUGAGGAUGCUUAAUGGUCCCAGCUUCACACUAUGCCUUAUGCAUUAAAAUAUCUGUUAUUAGCA
This is a messenger RNA of Physeter macrocephalus (sperm whale), 1372 nucleotides long. It is a transcript of the gene RAB34, whose product is annotated as RAB34, member RAS oncogene family. Gene Ontology annotation, cellular component: phagocytic vesicle; Golgi cisterna. The record is from RefSeq and is a predicted model, not a curated record. Gene Ontology annotation, molecular function: GTPase activity; GTP binding. The transcript is spliced from 11 exons. NCBI's taxonomy places the organism in Eukaryota, Metazoa, Chordata, Mammalia, Artiodactyla, Physeteridae. Gene Ontology annotation, biological process: Golgi to plasma membrane protein transport; phagosome-lysosome fusion. The coding region runs from base 242 to 1024 and encodes 260 amino acids.